This is a messenger RNA of Exophiala viscosa, 387 nucleotides long. Its product is annotated as estradiol 17beta-dehydrogenase. The record is from RefSeq and is a predicted model, not a curated record. Bases 1 to 387 code for a protein of 128 amino acids. Gene Ontology annotation, cellular component: cytosol. The transcript has 3 exons. NCBI's taxonomy places the organism in Eukaryota, Fungi, Ascomycota, Eurotiomycetes, Chaetothyriales, Herpotrichiellaceae.
AUGUCUCUCAAGAACGACGCAUUUCCCUCAUCAGCAGCCUUCCAGGCUAUCGACGGUGCCCUCUCCAACGACGCCGAACGCAAAGCCGCCAUCAAGACCGGAGGCGCUGUGUUCUCUUUCAAGUUGACCAACGACAAAGGUGAAGAGGACGCCUGGUACCUUGAUCUUAAAGAGAGCGGAAAGGUCGGCAAGGGAGAGGCUCCGGCUGGGAAGAAGGCUGAUGUAACUCUUGUCUUGACUGACGAGAACUUUGGCAAACUGGUCGCCGGCAAGUCAAAAGCACAAACAUUGUUUAUGAGCGGCAAGCUGAAGAUCAAGGGUAACGUGAUGAAGGCUACCAAGUUGGAACCUAUCCUGGCAAAGGCCAAAACACAGUCGAAGCUAUAA